Molecule: messenger RNA, 2061 nt
Organism: Saxophila tyrrhenica
Lineage: Eukaryota; Fungi; Ascomycota; Dothideomycetes; Mycosphaerellales; Extremaceae
Exons: 3
Coding region: 1-2061 (686 amino acids)
Biological process (GO): regulation of DNA-templated transcription; DNA-templated transcription
Molecular function (GO): DNA binding; zinc ion binding; DNA-binding transcription factor activity, RNA polymerase II-specific
Source: RefSeq, a predicted model, not a curated record
AUGGACGAGGCGGCCGUCAAAAGAAAGCGGAAACGCUCAGCUAUUGCAUGUAUUGCUUGCCAUGAUCGCAAAGUCCGAUGCAAUGCUGCCUCCCAAGGCUUACCCUGCAGCAACUGCGUCGAGGAUGGGGUUUCUUGCGACAUCUACAGGAGGGAGACUCAUAUACCUAAGCGAAGGCGAUCAUCUGUGGUCGAAGGACAGCCUUUGAGCCCGUCAUCAUCAUCAGCCACUCAUAGCACCGUAGCGGCGCUGAGGACCCCAACAAACGAUUCAGCACCCGAGAUCAUCCCAAACGACGUCCGGUUCACCACAGUCACGGAUGGCAAGCCCCAACGUCCUGACGUCGAACGCAGCUCCCGUUCACCUUCCCCAUUUCAGACAGAUGUCGUGACCACGUCCAAGCACAACAUCCGACCCUUCUUCACUGGCGAGUCCCAAGGCCUGGAGUUCCUCUUCGACGUCUGCAGUCCCGAUCGACCUCUCAAGGGCCACCAUUACACCACUCCGGCUGCUACAUAUCGUGCCAAACGGACGGUUCGAAAACACGCGAGGCCAGCGCCGCCACUACCACCUUUGGUCAUACAGCGCGAGCUGACUCGUUCUUUUUUCCUCUGGGUCUGGCCGCUUCUACCGGUGGUGGACGCUAAGGAGUUCUUGACGGCGUUCCAAUCCGACAGCCAGUCGAUAAGCCCGCUGCUGCUGUGGAGUGUGUUCUUCGCUGGAGCGAGCUUCAUUGACGCGGAAGUGCUGAAGGCGCAGCACAUGCCACACCGCAAGAUCUUGAAGGAGCAGUAUUAUGCAUAUGCCAAGGACAUAUUCGACAAGCAGGAGGAACCUGAGAAGACCGUCUUGAUCCAAUCCGCUCUGCUGCUCGCUUCAUCCUGGUAUAUCGAGCUCGAGGACCGGGACGGGAUGCAUCACUGGAUCGGCAUCGCCCUUGGAUUAGCCUUCAGCAUUGGCCUCCAUAGAACCAACAAUUUCGGCACCAUCUCCCCGUGCCCGUUUUCACGCUCGUUGCGGCGGCUGUGGAACUGCCUGUGGUGGUGCAUACUUUAUCGGGAGAUCUGGAGCGCUGCGGGCUUCGGCCGGCCACUGCGAUUGAAUUCGGAAGACUGCGAUGCGCCAUUCCCAAGCCCGGAGGAAGUGUAUGGUGACGAGCUCCACGAGCUGCCAGAAGAGCUGCAGUCAUACCUCCCUGGCGACCUAAGCAACCUCUCUCAGCUCUGGCUCAACUUCCUCGAACUGAGUCUCCUGCUCGAACGGGUCCUUAAACGCCAUUACCGGCCCCGCAGCGUCCUUUCAUCGCCCGCGCAGCUCGAGGAGCAGGAAUCAACCAUGCUAGCCUGUCGCGACCGCAUGCUGACAUUUACCAACUCCGCCUGCCCAGUGCUCGCCGUCCACGCCGCCCAUCUGAGAACUUACGUAAGCUACGCCCUCAUCGCCCUCUACCGGCCCUACCUCUCCAAGCAGCUCGAGAAGUCCCGCCGCUUCACCAGCACCUUCUACGCCGACAUAGCAGCCAAAGCCAAAGCAGCAGCGGCUGUCACAACAACCGCUCUCAACGAGCUCAUCACCCAUGACGCAAUCGUGAUGGGCUCAAGUAUGCUCAUCACCUCCAUGAUGGCGGCGAUGCAGAUCUAUGUCUACGACAUCCGGCAGUCGACCGGUGCGGCGCGGAGCUAUGCCUACCACCAGCUGGAGCUUUAUAUGCUGGUGCUGACCCAUCUGGGGAAGACGUACUGGACGGCUGAUUUCCAGCACAACCUCUUCAACGAGGCUUUGAAGGCGUUGAGUGGGGCGCCGAGCACGAUUAGAGAUGGGGCGGAAGGAAUGCAAGAGCAUCAUGCGAGGUAUGACACUGCUGAGGCAGAGGGAGCGAACGCGGAGAUGGAUGCGCCGAGCGGGAUGAUGGGCCACCAUGGGACGUUUGACGAGUUCCUGUUGUCGUUCAACCCGUUCAUGGGCGUCGCGAUACCGCCGAAUGAUCUGAGUGGCGUGGAUCUCGACUUCAACUCGCCUGGCAGUUUGAUGCUGGACGGAAUGCAUCAAGGCAUGACUUGA